Messenger RNA from Brachypodium distachyon (stiff brome), 1857 nucleotides. RefSeq lists its product as uncharacterized. The transcript has 4 exons. The coding region runs from base 297 to 1463 and encodes 388 amino acids. NCBI's taxonomy places the organism in Eukaryota, Viridiplantae, Streptophyta, Magnoliopsida, Poales, Poaceae. The record is from RefSeq and is a predicted model, not a curated record.
UGUUCAUCGACUAGUGCAAAACCGGGAGGGGUCACAUUAUGCUAUAUAGAAAGGCAACCAUGGUUAAACAGCUGUUGCAUUUAGCUGUAUCCUCUUCCUCCGAAAACCAAACUAGGAAGCAACCAAGACAGAGAUCCAACAUCUAAACCAAGGCCACCUUUUUCUUGCUACUUAAAUCAUCUGCUCCACCUUGUGCUUAGUUGACUUCACCCUGUUCUUCCCACAGUUCUAGCCAGUCCCCACUCAUCAGGGAGUUGUCUUUCUAGGCUAUAUCGAACCAAGAACACACAUCGAUCAUGUGUGGCAAGACGGACGACGUUCACCUCCACAUGGAACACAACGGUCUACACGGUGGAGAAUUCAGAGGAGGGGUUCGUGCCUUGCUACCCAAACCGCCUCCUUCCACCUCGUCGCGGCCAAACAGCAUGGUCGUCAAGAAGGUGUGCCCACGGGAGUACAUCCCGCCGCACAUCGUGGCGGAAGCCAUCUCGACGCUGCACGGGCUGGACCUGCGGUGGUCGGGGCCCAUCACGCCCAGCGAGCGGCUCUACGUGGAGCAGUACGUGACGGCCAAGUACCCACAGUACUCGCACGGCCUCAUCGAGGACGACAGCUGCGACAAGGACGACCUCUACGCCACCUACUACAGCACCACCACGACGAGCUCGCCGGAGCCCGGGUCCGGCGGCGAGCGGCGGAGGUCGUCGCCGACGGGGUCGCCGACGUCGGCGAGGCCCGACAUCGACAUGGUCCGGCUGGAGCCGUCGCGGCUGCUGGACAUCCUGACAAAGAAGUCGUCGUUUACGGGGAGCUUCAUCUCCAUACCGGAGAUCCAGGCCAGGAACAGGGUGCUCCGCCACUGCGGCCUCACGGAUGAUGAGUACCUCGUGCUCUUCGCCGCCACGCCCAAGGACGCCAUGAUGCUGAUCGGCGAGAGCUACCCAUUCUUCCGGAGCAACUACUACAUGUCGAUCCUGGGCGAGGAGAGCGACUUCAUCCGCGCCUUCGCGGCGUACAAGGAGGCCAAGGUGAUCGCGGCGCCGGAGUCGUGGCUGGACCUCCGCAUCAAGGGCUCCCAGCUCAGCCAGUACUUCCGCCGCAAGUCCAAGCUCGCCCCCAAGGGCCUCUUCGCCUACCCCGCCGUCUCCGCCGCCGCCGCCGCCCCCGACGCUGCCCCGCCACCGGCUCGGUACUCCCUGCACUGGGUCUCCGAGGCGCACCGCAACGCGUGGCACGUGCUCGUGGACGCCACGGCGCUCGUCGUGGGCGAGGACCGGCUCCCGCUGUCGCUGCACCGCCCGGACCUCGUGCUGUGCACGCUCAACGACACGCACGCGCACUCGCAGCAGCCCGCCGCCAGGGUCACCUGCCUGCUCGUCAGGAGAAGGUCCUUCGACACCUCUGCUGCUGCCGCCCCCCUGCAGCAGCAGCAGCAGCAAGCGCAGGCGCAGCAGAAGCAAUGAUGGAUCAGUCCAUCCGUCUCGCUUGUAUUAAUAUUACAGUAAUUAACACCACAAAAAUUAAGUACUUGUACUGGUUAUGUCGAUUGUUGUACAUGUAAGCGGAAACAAUACCAAAGGGAUGCGUUUGGUUUUGAGCCAACCCAACCCAGCCGUAGCAUAUGCCUAUGCUUUUUUUUCAGCCACCUCAUGGGCCGAUGGGCGAGCCAGAGGCUCUGGGAUGCUGAAAUUUUUCACCAAGAAAUUGGCUCCCAAAUCCCUCCCGUGAUUUCAUUUUAUUUUAUUUUUUGGUAAAAAGGCAGGAACUCUGCCGUUCAGUCAACAAUGUAUGUUUAGUCAAGAAGAGAUCAAGUAUAUUUACAAGCUAGCCUUGGUUAAAGGGCAAGGCUAGACGAAA